GGGGCACGACGGGACGGGCGGAACCGGAAUCAGGGAGCCGGGAUCACCGGGAUCGGGGAAGCGGGACCGGCCCGAGCUCCGGGAGCGGAGAGGGGCGGCGCGGGAGCCCCCGGCCCGGCCCCGGCGGCGCUCGGCGAUGGGGCCGGCCGGGCCCCGGCGCUCCGCCGCUCCCCGCCGCUGCCGGGGCUGAGGGCCCGCCGCGCCCGGCCCCGCCAUGGCUGCGUGCGGCUGUAACGCGCUGCUGGCCGCCGCCAGGGCCAGUUUCAGGGGCUCCCCUCUCCUGGCGCACUGCAGCCCUCGCUGCUCCCCGGCCGUGGCCCUGCUCCAGCCGCUGGAUCCCCAGCUCGCCUGGGCCUGCAGGGACCCCGGCAGGCGGCCCUGGCCCCGCCGUGCCUGCCUGGGCGCUGCCCUGCCUCGCUCGCCCGCCCUGCACACCUGCAGCCCCCAGCAGCAGCUGCCGGGGGAGCCCCUGCCCCAGGGAAAGCCCGGGGAGCAGGGAGCCAAGGCUGCUGAGAGCCCGGCCAAGCAGAGCCCGGCGGCUCCCGGGGGGAGGAAAUCCCUGCGGCAGAGGAUGGUGGAUGAGCUGAGGCAUUACUACAACGGCUUCCACCUGCUCUGGACUGACACCAAGGUGGCUGCCAGGAUGGUGUGGAGGCUGCUGCACGGGCAGGUGCUCACCAGGAGGGAGAGGAGGAGGCUGCUGAGAACUUGUGCAGAUCUCUUCCGGCUGGUUCCCUUCCUGGUGUUUGUCAUUGUUCCCUUCAUGGAGUUUCUGUUGCCUGUGUUCCUGAAGCUCUUCCCUGAAAUGCUGCCCUCGACGUUUGAGACAGAGUCCAAGAAGGAAGAGAAGCUGAAGAAGAAGUUGAAUGCAAGGCUGGAGUUAGCCAAGUUCCUGAGGGAGACCAUUGCAGAGAUGGCCAAGAGGAACAAGGCAGACCUAGGGAAGGGGAAACAACUCUCCUUUUACCUGCACGAGCCCCGUCCCAGUGGCCAGCAGCCCAGCACACAGGAGGUCGUGCGCUUCUCCAAGCUCUUUGAGGACGAGCUGACCCUGGAGCACCUGGAGAGGCCCCAGCUGGUGGCCCUGUGCAAGCUGCUGGAGCUGCAGCCCCUGGGCACCAACAACCUGCUGCGCUUCCAGCUGCUGCUGCGCCUGCGCAGCAUCAAGGCCGACGACGAGAUGAUUGCCAAGGAAGGGGUGAGCGGGCUGAGCGUGCCGGAGCUGCAGAGCGCCUGCAGGGCCCGAGGGAUGCGCUCUCUGGGGCUCUCUGAGGAGCAGCUGAAGGAGCAGCUGGGCCAGUGGCUGGAUCUGCAUUUAAAGGAGAAUGUUCCCUCUUCUCUCCUCCUGCUUUCCCGUGCCUUGUACUUAAUAGAACUAAAGCCACAAUCUGUUCCCAUUCCACAGAACAAGACAGCUGAAGCUGCUGGAGUGGUGACAUCUGUGCUUGAAGGUCAAGAGACCCUCCUGGAUCCUGCCCCUGUUGUACAGGGAAGAAAGAAUGAAGAAUUUGUGUCCCAGCCAACAGAGAAAUUGCCAUUCUCUGAAGCAUCAGUGAAGCCUCCCCCACGAGAGACCAAAAUGGAAGCAUCCCAGAGCAGCAAGGCUGGUGCCAACGGAGCCUAACCUGGAGCCAGCACUGAGGGGAGGCAGCUCCCAUCUCCACACCUCCUGCAAAGGGAGCAGGGAUUCCCCAGGAGGCUGCUCUACACAAGGAGGCAGUAGCCCUCAGGGGCCUCUCUCUCUGUCCCAAGCUUGCUAGCAACUAGGCCACUGCUGUCUGGAUGGCCCCAGACAUCUCUUUCUGUGCUGGAUCCUUGCCCUGCUAUUUUUAACUUAUGGUGUAAAUAUGUUAAUAAUGGUGCUGCUGUCUGUGCUGUUCCUGAGCAGGUGUUUGUGCUUAGCAAAGGCAGCUUUUCAUGUUAGGGAAACAGAACAAGCUGGGCUGGGGUCCAGCAAAGCCUGUUCUGCAGUGUGAAAUCCUCUGCAGGAACAUCCCCACACACCCAGGGCCAGCAGCUUGUCCUGAGGGUCACAGCUCAGGCUGUUGCUCCUGAUUAGGGUGUUUUAUCCAGCGACCAGCCCACAACAACCCACGUGGCCACAGUUUUACUGAGCACAGGGAGCAGCACUUGGUGCUGUGGUGGGACUGAUCAGAAGGGCUUCAGGCCUUGCUGGACAGGAGCAGCCUCCACCUGUGAGUGUUUCUUCUCCUGUGGGAGCUGUGCAGGUGCCACACACUGUUGACAGAAGCAGACUUUGCACUUUCAGGAUCCCUCUGGGUCACAAGAGGGAGCAACCUGGACCUGCACACCUCUCCCAGGAGUGGAGCUUUGGUUAAUCCUCACCAGGCUCAGAAUAAACCCCAAGUGCUCUCCAUACUUGCAAAGUGACUCCUCACACGCUCCAGUGAUGGCUCAGUUUUUGCCAGAUUCUCAGAGGAUACUGAAAAGCUGUUUUUAGCAUUUGUUAAAUUUUUUACUCUGUCCUAUGUAAAUGCUGAGAAAUUACUCACAUGAUGGAUUUUAAAUAUGUAUAUUUAUACUUACUGUAAAGUUAGAUUUGGUGCUAAGUAGGAAUGAAAUGUCUCUUCCAGAGGUCAGCCAGCCUUUAGAACAACCCUACUGAAAGCCAGUUCUCCAAGCUCAGGUGUGAGCAGCACUUUAAUCCCGAGGCCUCAGGCUCCUACAGCACAACAGAGCCAGCUGUCAGGUGUCCUGUGUCCUCAGCUCUGUCCCUGAGCCUCUCCUUGUUCACCCAGCCCGUCCACAGCGCCAGGGCUGUGUCUAAUAAAUGGGAACAAUUUAUUUCAAUAAAAUAACACCUUGCUGUGGAGUCA
This is a messenger RNA of Passer domesticus (house sparrow), 2837 nucleotides long. It is a transcript of the gene LETM2, whose product is annotated as leucine zipper and EF-hand containing transmembrane protein 2. Gene Ontology annotation, biological process: intracellular monoatomic cation homeostasis. Gene Ontology annotation, cellular component: mitochondrial inner membrane. Bases 215 to 1624 code for a protein of 469 amino acids. The transcript has 10 exons. NCBI's taxonomy places the organism in Eukaryota, Metazoa, Chordata, Aves, Passeriformes, Passeridae. Gene Ontology annotation, molecular function: ribosome binding. The record is from RefSeq and is a predicted model, not a curated record.